Messenger RNA from Sycon ciliatum, 1879 nucleotides. Its product is annotated as mitochondrial potassium channel ATP-binding subunit-like. The record is from RefSeq and is a predicted model, not a curated record. Gene Ontology annotation, molecular function: ATP binding; ABC-type transporter activity; ATP hydrolysis activity. Gene Ontology annotation, cellular component: membrane. Gene Ontology annotation, biological process: transmembrane transport. NCBI's taxonomy places the organism in Eukaryota, Metazoa, Porifera, Calcarea, Leucosolenida, Sycettidae.
GUCAAUGGCGCAGGUGUCGGUGCUGUUUGGACAAGCCGUGCGUGGUAUGAGCGCGGGUAACCGGGUGUUUGAGUACAUGAAACUUCACCCCAGUAUCCCAGUGCGAGGUGGUGCUACUAUCAGUGCGGACAGCCUGCAUGGUGAUCUGAGACUGGAGAAUGUCAAGUUCAUCUAUCCAACCCGACCUGAACAGGUUGUGCUGGAUGAUCUCAGUUUGCAUAUACCGGCCGGCAAGACAGUGGCGCUGUGUGGUCCGUCGGGAGGAGGCAAGACGACGAUAGCGGCGCUUAUCGAGCGUUUCUACGACCCCGUUCACGGCGCGGUGACGCUGGACGGCGUGGACAUACGCACCCUAGACCCUUGCUGGCUGCGUACCAACGUGCUGGGUUACAUCAAUCAGGAACCGGUCCUCUUUGCAACGUCGGUCAUGGAAAACAUACGCUAUGGAAGACCCGGAGCAAGUGAUGAAGAGGUGAUCAGUGCGGCGAAAUCUGCGAAUGUCGACGGGUUUGUCAGGAGUUUUCCCAAUGGUUACGACACUCUACUUGGUGAGCGUGGAAUGACCGUAUCCGGUGGACAGAGGCAGCGGAUUGCGAUUGCCCGGGCUCUGUUGAAGAACCCGAAAGUGCUACUGCUGGACGAAGCAACAAGUGCACUGGAUGCGGAGUCUGAGCAUGUUGUCCAAGAAGCUCUGAACAAGCUGUGCGAAGGUCGGACCGUCAUUGUGAUUGCACAUCGUCUCAGUACCAUCCGCAACGCAGACACAAUUGGUGUUCUUGUCAAGGGUCGUAUCGUGGAGCAAGGCUCGCAUGCACGGCUGGUCUCACGCAAGAACGGCGUAUACGCUGACCUAAUUCGACGCCAGGCGUCCGGCUCAUCCCCAAGUGCUGCAUAGUGAAAUCUCCGAGCGGCGCGCAACUCUCGUUAGAAAACAUUCGCGACGAUGGCGUUCUGCACUGCACGAGUGCUGUGUGUCAGAAUUCUAGCUGUGCGUGGUAUUGUGUGUGUUUGGGAUCACCGUCCCAUCGUUGUCUUGUUACCACCAGCACCGCUGCAUUAUCUUAAUGCCUCCACCACCAUCGUUGAAUCAUCUUGACAACACCACCACCUCUGCAUCAUGUUGACAUCUCACUGUGGGAGCAUGGAGAUACUGCACGUCGGUAUGACUGUGAACAGGUCAGUGAGUCCAUAUCGUGAUGGUGCAAUCACCACUGGAGAUGUUCCUUGCUAGGAAAGAUGCUGGUCUCGCCCGCAUGCACUGAUGUAUCUUUGCGAUGCUGGUGACUGUUGUGGCUCGGAGUCACGGCUAAGCCCGCAUACCGAUCAUCAUGCGUCUGUAUGUUAUACGCAAGUCUCUGCGUGUGUGACAAGAUUCCGCCGACGGGCAGUUUGUGAGUAGUACGGCCGACGAUCAGUAGCUAUUGCUGUGAACUGCAGUGCUUGUAAUAGCGAAUACGGAACUCUCUGCGUGUGUAACAAGAUGCCGCUGGUCGCCAACACCCCAUAGCCAUUGCCAUGAUCUGCUGUCCCUAGCCGGUCGGCAACUAUCACCGUAUGAGUCUUGCCGUCAUCUACGUUUGUGCACGUCAGAUAACUUGCCAUGGCUUGAUUGUAGGGUAUUUGUGUGUUUGGAGUUCACCAUUCGGCUCCCCAUGCGUUUGCUCAUGCCCGUGCGCUGGCUUGGCUAUAGUACUACGCCCAGGUGCGUGCAGGUUUUCAGGUUUUCUCGCUGGCCUGAGACUUUAGCACCACAAACAUAGCUUACCCCUUGCGGUGCUGUGGAGUGCUGGUAUCUAGUCCUGGAUAUGCAUACAAGCUCCGUUCAAUGACCCCCCCCCCCCCCCCAGACACACACACACGCACACACACGCUCCGUUCA